AGAGCUCUUUCUCCCUCUCCAAAGCAAGUCCUUCUUGGCUCUCCCCUCCUUUUGGGGGGCGCAUUCAAGUCUUUCCUUGAAGCUGUAGCCCCCUCCCCUUUCUCCCCUUUCCAAGAGCCAACCCCCUUAGGCACCCAUUUGCUUCCCUUUUCCUUCCUUGUCUCCAGCUCUCUUCUCCUUUUCCCUCCUUGGCACUGCUUUGGCUCCCUUCCCCUCGGCUUCUCCUCCUUCCUGGGGGUCUCCUUGGGUGGGGAGGGCCCUUAUCCUUCCUUCCAACCCCCCUUUUUCCCCCCCAACCACCCAUCCAUCCUUCCAAAGAGGCGGAGCGGCGCGUCAAGGCGCACGGCGGAGAUUGGCCGAGGGGCCGGGGCUGAAGGCGUCGACUCGAGCGAGGGCUUUGGCUUGGCACGGUGGCUUUGUUUAGACCCUUCCCGUCUUCCUUGGCACAAGCAACCCUUUCCCUCCUCUUCUUCUCCUUCCUCCGGACAUCUGCAGAGGCGAACUAGAGCUUCCCAAGGGACUCCUCUAGAAGGAACCAUGCUUCAUUCCUAGGAUCCGUCCGCACCCGGUUCUGCGUCUCUUCCCCGAAAUGCUCCGGUUUUCCGUCCCUCCGGCCCUUUUCUUCCUCUUGGCAUCCGCCACUUCCUUCCCAAAGGACUUGAGCCCGCUUCACACCGUCGGCGGGGCAGGAACCGCGCGGUACCCGUAUUUCCGUGGCCUUGCGGAUGACAAUGACACCACGCAACUCGGUUUGGAUUUCCAGAGCAUGUUGCGGAUAAACCAAACACUCUUCAUCGCAGCCCGGGACCACGUCUAUGCCUUCAACCUCCAAAAGACCAAGGAUGACUUCUCUCCAAGCAAGCACCUCACGUGGAAAACUCAGGAUAUGGAAAACUGUGCCAUGAGAGGAAAGCUUCGGAACGAAUGUUACAACUACAUCAAAGUCCUGGUCCCGAAAAACAACCAGACACUCCUGGCCUGUGGGACGAACGCCUUCAACCCCAUGUGCCGGACAUACAAGAUCAGCACCUUGGAGCAAGAAGGGGAAGAGCUCAACGGCCAAGCUCGGUGCCCUUUCGAUGCUAAGCAAGCCAACGUGGCUCUUUUCGCAGAUGGGAAUCUAUACUCCGCGACGGUUGCCGAUUUCCAAGCCAGCGACGCGGUGAUCUACCGGAGUUUGGGAGAGCGGAGUCCAGUUCUCCGGACGGUCAAAUACGAUUCCAAAUGGCUUCGAGAACCCCACUUCGUACAUGCUCUGGAGUACGGCGAUUACGUCUACCUCUUCUUCCGUGAGAUCUCCAUGGAGUACACCACACUGGGCCGGGUCGUUUUCUCCCGCGUGGGUCGGGUCUGCAAGAACGACAUGGGGGGUUCCCCGCGGGUCCUAGAGAAGUACUGGACCUCCUUCCUGAAGGCUCGGCUCAACUGCUCCGUCCCCGGCGACUCCUUCUUCUACUUCGACGUCCUCCAAGCCGUCACCGAAGUGACCCAGGUCAACGGCCGCCUGGCCGUCUUCGGAGUCUUCGCCACUCAGUCCAACAGCAUCACAGGUUCAGCCGUCUGUGCCUUUUAUAUGGACGAAAUAGAACGGGUCUUCGGGGGCAAAUUCAAAGAGCAAAAGACUGCCGACGCGGCCUGGACCCCCAUCCCGGAGGAAAAAGUGCCAAAGCCCAGGCCCGGGUGUUGCGCCGGGAUUGGAAAAGCGACCGGUUUCCGGACCUCCAACGAUUUCCCCGACGAGAUGCUGAGUUUCAUCAAAUCCUUCCCGCUCUUGGACGAAGCUGUGCCUUCGGUCACCGGGCAGCCCUGGUUCACCAGGACCGCCAGCAGGUAUAAGCUGACCCACUUGGCUGUGGACACCACGGCCGGUCCUUUCAAAAAUUACACGGUCCUCUUUCUGGGCUCGGAAGACGGGACGGUGCUGAAGGUGUUGUCCCGGACGGCCGAAAACUCGACAGUGGAGACCGUCUUGCUGGACGAAAUCUCGGUCUACAACCCUUCCCGGUGCAGCGUCAAGAAGGAUGACCGCCGGGUCCUGGAUUUCGAGCUGGACAAGGCCAACCACGCCCUUUACGUGGCUUUCUCUGGCUGCGUGGUGCGGGUGCCUCUCAGCCGCUGCUCGGCUUACAGCGCGUGCCGGAGGAGCUGCCUGGCGUCUUGCGAUCCGUACUGCGUUUGGUCUCGUUCCGGGGCUUGCGUCACGUUCAGCACGGAGCUCAGGAGCGGAUUCGAGCAAGACGUGGAAAACACCGCCAAGAACUCGGGGAACUGUCAAGAUGUCGUAUCCGCCACCGGGAACCACGAUGGCACCAUUGACUCCGCUUACGGGGAGACGCCGACCACCACUACCACCGCUGCCGCCUCCUCCACAGCCCCUUUUCGGGAGAUGCCCACGGGGCCUGUGCCCACUAGCGUGGCUCCCGGUGCCCACCGGGCCCCUGACGCCGGGGGCCCCCGCUCCACUCUCCAUGUGGCUGUGAGCACCCAGGGAGUGCGUCAAGACCUGGACGGCCGGGACGGACUCCAGACGGUCCACUUCACCUUCCUGAUCGGCUGCGUCUUUUUGGCAUUCGUCUUGGGCGCCUUCCUCUCGGGCUUGCUGGUCUCCUGCUAUUGCAACCACAACUUCCAGAAGGCCAAGCACGCCGGCAAAGAUCCCGAAGGUGGUGGCGGCGGCGGCAAUGGCAGCGCCCAGCGCCCGCUCUCCUUGCGGAGCCUGGCCAAAAUGAACGGCCUCUUGGAGAACCAGUCCAAGGACGGCCUGCCGGAUGGAGGAGGAACCAAGCUCUACACCACUUUACUACCCAACGAGAAGGAGCCGCUUCCGCCCGGAGCGGGAGCCAAACCCGGCCUGAAGGACCACCACCCGGAGUUGUCUGCUUUGCCCACGCCCGAAUCGACGCCGGAGCUGCCCAUGAAGAACAUGAAGGCCAUCCGCAACCAGUGGGAGAAGAACCAGAACUUCAACAACGCCAAGGAGAGCCAAGGCAAGCCCUCCUUCUUCCACGCCGCCAACCCGCCGGCCUUCUCCUACCCGCCGGUGCACGGCUACGAGGCCCCCUUCCUGGGCUACCAGGACGAGAAGAAGAUCCCCAACUCGGAGCGGGUGCUGGUGCGCCACUCCCAGUGCUUCCUCCCCAAAGGGAUGGAGGUCACCACCUUGGAGGAGCUGCUCAAGCACCUCCACGAGACCAAUGGCCACAACCCCAAGGUGGUCCACUUCCCCAACGCGGCCGCUCUCUCCUUCGCCAACCGCGUCCAGCCCAAGAUCCCCGACGUCGAGAGCGCCCCGUAUUACAGCUCCUCCACACUACCCCGGGAUAGUUUGCCGCGGAGGCUCGACGUCCCGCCCGACCCUCCGCCGCCUCUGCCGGGGGGCUUGGACAAGCCGGGGCGACACCCGGCACACAGACACUCGCUCUGCGGAGCACCCAAAUUGGUGAACGCCGGCGGCGGAGGGAUGAUCGCCCGGCAUCAUAGCUUGAGCCAAGCGGGGAGGCCGCCUCCGCCGCUCCUGACCCGGAUGCACUCCACGGGCACCUCAUUGCCCCACGAAGGGCACCCCCAUGCCCUCUUCCUCUCCCGGCAGCACAGUUACGGGGACCCCGUCUUGCUGCCGGGCCACGGAGGCAUGCGGCGCUCGGUCUCCAUGAUGAAGCCCGGCAAUUGCCCCUCGCAGCCGCUCUUCAUGCCGUCGUCGUCUCCGCCGGGUACUCAGUCCUCCGGGCCGUUCAAUUACUGAGCGGGUUUUGAUGCAUCUUCAGACUUGAGGGGGGGAUCGCCGUAGGCGUAAAUUCGAGGGAAAGAAGGUGGAGAGAUCGCAUACAGUUGUGCCUUGCGACACAGAAAAGGGCACGUCCGGUACGGGAAAUGGCCAGAGGGAUUUAAUAGGCCACUCCAGUUAUGGGCAGGUUCCUAUCCGAACCGGAGUAUGCAAUCCUCGGCCGUCGACGGCGAGGACUUUGGGCGCCCCGAUCCCAAACCCAGGAUAUGCAAACUAUAUAGAGGUGGGUCCACAUGCGGCCCGUAUCCGACCUUCCAGUGCCGUUUUUUAGCGAGCGAAUGUGACCUCGUAGCCUUUCCCAAAGUCGCCCUCCGCCGAGCGAUAGGCAGCGGACACUUUCUUCCUCCACCAUGUCCCACCGUUCUGGAUCUGGGUUUGGAAAAUCGUUUCUUGGGUGGCGAAAAUAGUCGCGGAAAGAGGAGAAGACUUUGGAGGUCGUUCUGCGCGAAGCGAAGGAGGUCGGCCUUGAUGGCUACCGAAAGACGUCGGACCACGUUUCGCUUUGUUUUCAGUGCCCUUAACUUUAUCCAUGAAGACUAUAAACAUGCGUCUUGGAUUAU
Messenger RNA from Anolis sagrei ordinatus, 4344 nucleotides. It is a transcript of the gene SEMA6C, whose product is annotated as semaphorin 6C. The record is from RefSeq and is a predicted model, not a curated record. NCBI's taxonomy places the organism in Eukaryota, Metazoa, Chordata, Lepidosauria, Squamata, Anolidae. Gene Ontology annotation, biological process: positive regulation of cell migration; semaphorin-plexin signaling pathway; axon guidance. Gene Ontology annotation, cellular component: plasma membrane. Gene Ontology annotation, molecular function: chemorepellent activity; semaphorin receptor binding.